AUGGUUUCCUUCUCUAGCCUCUUCUUAGCAGCCUGCGCUUGCGCAAGCACUUUCGCAGCUCCUGCUGUCGACGUGACCAAGCGAGCUAUCACCACCAGCCAGACCGGAGAAAGCAACGGCUACCACUUCUCCUUCUGGACCAACGGCGGUGGUGAUGUCCAGUACAACAACGGAAAGAACGGUGAAUACAGUGUGUCUUGGAAAGACUGUGGCGACUUCACUUCUGGCAAGGGUUGGAGCACCGGUAGUGACCGCGACAUCCACUUUGCUGGAGACUUCCAAUCCACCGGAAAUGCCUAUCUUGCCUUGUAUGGCUGGACCAAGGGCCCUCUCGUCGAAUACUACAUCCUGGAGAACUUCGGAGAAUACAACCCCGGCUCGAGCAUGACCAACAAGGGAUCUUUCACCAGUGAUGGAUCGGUCUAUGAUAUCUUCACCCACCAGCAGGUCGACCAGCCCUCUAUUGAAGGCAAGACAACCUUCAUGCAGUACUGGUCAAUCCGCCGCGACAAACGCUCCGCCGGUACCAUUACCACUGCAAACCACUUCAAUGCUUGGGCCCAGCAUGGAAUGCAGCUUGGCGCACACGACUACCAGAUUCUUUCCACCGAGGGAUUGGGAAGCAGUGGAUCUGCUCACCUGUCUGUUUGGUAA
Molecule: messenger RNA, 654 nt
Organism: Penicillium verrucosum
Lineage: Eukaryota; Fungi; Ascomycota; Eurotiomycetes; Eurotiales; Aspergillaceae
Product: glycoside hydrolase family 11 protein
Exons: 2
Coding region: 1-654 (217 amino acids)
Biological process (GO): xylan catabolic process
Molecular function (GO): hydrolase activity, hydrolyzing O-glycosyl compounds
Source: RefSeq, a predicted model, not a curated record